Messenger RNA from Rotaria sp. Silwood2, 2212 nucleotides. The record is from the annotation of a GenBank genome assembly. Lineage: Eukaryota; Metazoa; Rotifera; Eurotatoria; Philodinida; Philodinidae.
AUGACAAAUUUAAUUGAACAAAAAAAUAUAUACAAAUCACCAUGUGAUGAAUUAUCUAAGACAAAACAACGAGGACUUGGACCUGAAUUUAUCUAUCCGUUUAUUGUACUUUUCUUUGCUACUAUUCUUCGAAAAUUGCUCAGACAUUAUCAUAUUUCACUUCCAUAUACAGUUAUAUUAAUGCUUGUUGGUGCUGUUCUUGGUGGUUUUUAUCAAUAUGAACUUAUCAAACGAUUUACAUUUAUUGCUGAUUUAACACCUGUUCAAAUUCUUUCCAUAUUUUUACCUAUAUUAAUAUUUGAAAGUGCAUUUUCAUGUGAUCCACAUAUUUUUAUCAAAUGUCUCGGACAAAUUCUUACAUUAGCUAUAUUAGGUUUCUUUCUCUCUGUGGCACUUACUACAUUAGCUGUUAUGUAUUGGUAUGAAAAUGAAUAUACAACUGAUGUACAAACAUGUUGGACAUGGGAUCAAGCUGUUUUAUAUUCAGCAGUUGUUUCAGCAACUGAUCCUGUUUCUGUUGUUAGUUUACUUAAAUCAAUGACAUCAUUAAAAACUUUAUCAACUAUAAUUGAAGGUGAAUCUUUACUUAAUGAUGCAGCAGCUAUAACUAUAUAUACAUUAGUAAAAAAUUUAAUUUAUGAAGCAUUUAAAUCUGAUAAAAAUCUUUUACAACAAACUCGAGCUACUCUUUUAGGUAUCAAUGCUGAACGAUGUGCUAAUGCUAUACGAUUUCUUAUAAAACGUAAAAUAACUACUAUUUAUCUUCUUAAAUUUGUAUUAAAAACUAUUGCAACAGCUGUUGUAAUCGGUUAUGUAAUGGCUCAUAUAACAAUAUUUGCUUUAUAUCGUAUGGAAGCUGGUGAAUUCGAAACAUGUAUAACAAUUACAAUGUCUUAUUUUGUUUAUUUAACAUGUGAAGCUAUUGAAGCAUCAGGUGUUAUUGGUGUUGUACUACUUGGUUUAACAUUAAAUAUGAAUCGUUCAUGUUUUAGUGUUUCAGCUAUUAAUAUAUCGAAACAAACAUGGGAAUUACUUGCUUAUAUAGCUAAUUCACUUAUAUUUAUAACUGUUGGUGUUAUUUUACUUAAAACAUAUAGUGAAAGUCAUAAAAUGUUAUCAUUACUUAGUUCAAUUCCUCAAUUAUUAUUAAUUUAUAUUAUAUUAAUACUUGUUCGUGCUAUAAUGAUACUUUGUAUACAUUUUAUAUUAAAACAUAUUGCAUAUGGUUUUACAUGGAAAGAUUCUAUUGUUACAAUUUGGUCUGGUUUACGUGGUGGUGUAAGUCUUGUUCUUGCAUUAACACUUUUUAAUAGUAAAAUUAAAGAUCAAUAUCAAGCAGAAAUAAUGCUUAUUCAUACAACAGCUAUUGUUUUUCUUACAUGUACAGUUAAUGCUUUAACUAUACCAAAUAUAGUGCGUAUAUUACGAUUAGAUCAAACAUCUGAAUUAAUAAAACAAACAAUGAUUCAAAUAAUAAAAGAAUUAAAAAUCAAACAAAAUGAAAUGAUUCGAUAUUUAAAAAAGAAUCCUAUAUUAGCUACAGCUGAUUGGCUUUUUGUACAAAAAGCUAUUGAUAUACAAUCACCAUUUAAUGAUAAAAAAGAAGAUUUAAUUAAAGAAAAUUUAUUUUCAAGACGUCAUAUUGAUCAAAUUAAAUGUGAUCAUUGUCAAGCUCAUGUUACAAUACCUAUAUCAAAAUUUGAAUUUAAACAAACAUUUGAAGAUUGCCGAGUACGAAUUUUAAGGUUAGCUAUACGAUUAUCUAGUAUGACUUUUCAUACUUCAAUUCAAAGCAUGAUUCGAUUAGAUUGUAAGAUUCUUAACAAAAGUAUGAAAACUAAUUUUGAAAAAUACAAUCGACGAGGACUGUUAAUGUAUAUCAGAGUUAUCCAUCGCGGCUCGAAAUCUACCGCUGCCGCGCCGCGACGAAUUUCCAAAAAGGGUGCCGCUGUCGCGAUGGUACUCGAAAAAUAGUUUCGAAUUUCAUUGCUGUGAAUGUAUUGAAAUACAAUUCUUGUCACUAAUCGAUGAGAUUCAGUGAGUCUUAGAGUGUUGCGUCUGUGGACAUUCAAUUUUAGUGCAAAUUCAUGCAGUUUUUGCAAUGUCUUCCAGAAUUAAGGUGCCGCCGCCGCGCCGCGAUGCUUUUUCAAAAAAUCUUGCUGCUGCCACGCCGCUAACCGCUACUGCGGCAGUGUCGCGAUGGACAUCUCUG